Arachis stenosperma is the source of this 4008-nucleotide messenger RNA. Its product is annotated as translation initiation factor IF-2, chloroplastic. The transcript has 12 exons. The coding region runs from base 416 to 3469 and encodes 1017 amino acids. The record is from RefSeq and is a predicted model, not a curated record. Gene Ontology annotation, biological process: translational initiation. Gene Ontology annotation, molecular function: GTPase activity; translation initiation factor activity; GTP binding. Lineage: Eukaryota; Viridiplantae; Streptophyta; Magnoliopsida; Fabales; Fabaceae.
CAACCAUCCACACACACCCCUUCCGAAACAUAAGUUUAUCUCCCCUUCCAUACAUAAAACAACCUCACUCUUCUCUCUUCUUCUUCUUCUUCCUUUUUCUCUUAUCCUUCUUCUUUCAAUGUCCCCAAUUCUCACGUAAGUUUCACUCACUCUCACUCUUUCAACUCAAAGGUACCAUAUUCUUCUGUUUCUUCUUUUUGUUUUAUUGGGGGCCACGAAUAUUGAUAUUGAUAUCACUAUCACUAUCACUAAUUUUUUUUCUUCACUUUUUUAAGUGAAUUUUGUUUCUGGAUAUGUUGAAUUAUCAACUGGGGUGUGUAGAGUAAUGAUAAAUUUUUGAACUUUCAUCUUAUUUGGACCAUUUUUUCCCUUUAUUUUUAUUGGUAGUUUUCGGGUUGUGGGGUGGGGGUAAAAUAUGCUUAUACUAGUUGGGAACGUGCAAGGAACAAUGGGUUCUGUGGCUACCCCAUUGAGUUUUGGAAGCUUAAUGGGUGUGAGUUCCAAUGGAGGAAGGUCCCGUUCUGUUGUGAGGAGGGUGUCCCUUUCAAGAGGUAACUCUAUUAAGGAUAAGAGGAGAUGGCAUUGUAUAUCACUGUCUGUGUGUAGAUAUUCUGUUACCACAACCGAUUUUGUCGCUGACCAGGGAAAUUCAGUGUCCCUUGAUUCUAAUAGUAGUAGAGGAAGCCAAGGUGGUGAUGAUGGUAGUGGUGGUUUUGUGCUUAAGCCUCCUCCUAAGCCUGUUUUGAAGUCCCAGGAGAAUAAGGAUAGUCCCCUUUUGGGCUCGAAUUCAGAGUCCUGGGGGAAUUCGCGGAAUGGCGAGUCCCUAGAUGAUGAUGUACAGGAGAGGAAUAAAGUGAUUGAGUCACUUGGUGAGGUGUUGGAGAAAGCUGAAAAGUUGGAAAGCCCCAAGUUGGAUGAUAAAAGGAAUAAUGGCUCAAUAAAUAAACCCACAGCGCCCAAUACAAAUGGUAAUUCUAAGGUCAGUAAACCGGUAAAUUCAGCUAAAACACAGAAGGCUAAAACCUUGAAGAGUGUAUGGCGUAAAGGGGAUUCGGUUGCAAAUGUACAGAAGGUUGUUAAGGAGGUACCUAAGCCUAAUAACAAGAGUGUGGUAGGGGAAAAAUCUGAAAUAGGGGCAGAAGAGAAGAUAACAUCCGAGUCUCGUGCUCCUCAGCCCUCAUCAAAAUCUCAGCCAAUGUUACAAGCAAAACCUUCUGUAGCUCCACCACCAAUAAAAAAACCUGUGGUGUUGAAGGAUAAGGGGGCAGCUAAUGCAUCUGUUAAAUCUAAAGAAAGGAAGCCUGGGCCGAUCUUAAUUGACAAGUUUGCUUCCAAGAAACCUGUUGUCGAUCCUGUAAUUGCUCAAGCAGUCCUAGCCCCUCCAAAACCAGGGAAGGGCCCUCCAUCAGGAAAGUUUAAAGAUGACUACAGGAAGAGAGGUGCUCCAGCUGGAGGAGCAAGAAGGCGUCUACUAAAUGAUGAUGAUGAUGUGAUUCCCGAUGAGGACACAUCGGAACUCAAUGUUUCUAUUCCUGGUGCUGCAAGAAAAGGAAGAAAAUGGAGUAAAGCGAGUCGAAAGGCAGCAAGGCUACAGGCUGCCAAGGAUGCGGCUCCUGUCAAAGUUGAAAUUCUAGAGGUCAGUGACAAAGGUAUGCUGGUGGAGGAGUUAGCCUUCAACUUGGCAAUCAGUGAAGGAGAAAUCCUUGGAUCUUUGUAUGCCAAGGGGAUCAAACCAGACGGCGUGCAAACUCUCGACAAAGAUAUGGUGAAGAUGAUAUGUAAAGAGUAUGAUGUGGAAGUUAUAGAUGCUGAUCCAGUCAAAGUUGAAUCGUUAGCAAAGAAAAGGGAAAUUCUUGAUGAAGAUGAUCUUGACAAACUCAAAGAUAGACCUCCUGUCAUCACUAUUAUGGGCCACGUAGAUCACGGCAAGACAACUCUUUUGGAUUAUAUACGGAAGAGCAAGGUAGCUGCUUCUGAAGCUGGUGGGAUCACCCAGGGGAUCGGGGCUUAUAAAGUAGAAGUACCUGUUGACAGAAAACCUUUGCCCUGUGUUUUCCUUGAUACUCCUGGGCAUGAGGCGUUUGGGGCAAUGAGAGCUCGUGGGGCAAGUGUGACAGACAUUGCUAUCAUUGUUGUGGCUGCUGAUGAUGGCAUUCGGCCUCAAACAAAUGAAGCUAUAGCUCAUGCCAAAGCAGCGGGAGUACCCAUAAUCAUUGCCAUAAACAAGAUAGAUAAGGACGGAGCAAAUCCUGAGCGAGUCAUGCAAGAGCUUUCUUCCAUUGGUUUAAUGCCAGAAGAUUGGGGUGGUGACACCCCAAUGGUUCAGAUAAGUGCUCUUAAAGGGCAGAAUAUAGAUGAUCUUUUGGAAACUGUUAUGCUUGUGGCUGAGUUGCAAGAGUUGAAAGGAAAUCCUGAUAGAAGCGCAAAGGGAACAGUCAUAGAGGCAGGUCUUGAUAAAUCAAAAGGACCUUUUGCUACCUUUAUUGUGCAAAAUGGUACCCUCAGAAGGGGAGAUAUAGUAGUUUGCGGAGAAGCUUUUGGAAAGGUGCGAGCUUUGUUUGAUGAUGCUGGAAAGCGUGUUGAUUUAGCUACACCCUCUAUUCCCGUACAGGUUAUUGGAUUGAAUAAUGUUCCGAUUGCCGGUGAUGAAUUUGAGGUUGUUGAAUCCCUUGAUACUGCACGUGAAAGAGCAGAAUCCCGUGCUGAGUUGUUGCGAAAUGAGCGUAUUUCUGCAAAGGCAGGGGAUGGCAAGAUUACCCUUUCUUCCUUAGCUUCUGCAGUUUCAUCAGGAAAGCUUUCUGGACUCGACUUGCAUCAACUAAAUAUUAUCUUGAAGGUUGAUCUUCAGGGAUCCAUUGAAGCUGUCAGACAAGCCCUGCAGGUGCUACCACAAGAUAACGUCACAUUGAAGUUUUUAUUGGAAGCAACAGGCGAUGUAACCACAAGUGACAUUGAUCUUGCAGUUGCAAGCAAAGCAAUUAUUUUUGGAUUUAAUGUCAAAGCACCAGGUUCGGUGAAAAGCUAUGCAGAUAAUAAAGCUGUUGAGAUUAGAUUAUACAGAGUCAUUUACGACUUAAUCGAUGAUGUCAGAAAUGCAAUGGAAGGGCUCUUAGAGCCUGUUGAGGAGCAAAUAAAAAUUGGCUUAGCAGAAGUGCGAGCCACAUUCAGCAGUGGUAGUGGUCGUGUUGCGGGAUGCAUGGUUAAUGAGGGAAAGGUGGAGAAAGGAUGCGGUAUUCGAGUCAUUCGGAAGGGAAAAGAAGUUCACGUUGGUACUGUUGAUUCUUUGAGACGGGUAAAGGAGAUAGUUAAAGAGGUAAAUGCUGGUCUUGAGUGUGGAAUUGGGUUAGAGGACUUUGAUGACUGGGUAGAGGGUGAUAUCCUUGAAGCCUUCAACUCAGUUCAGAAGAGGCGGACUCUUGAAGAGGCCUCAGAAUCCAUGGCAGCUGCCGUGGAGGGGGUAGGGGUUUAAUUAUAAGAUCGACCAAUGAUGCGCCUCCAUGAGAUCUUGGAUCAUAUCAUGCUUUUGCCAUAGCUGGUGAUCCAGCAGGGGAAAAAAAGGGUUAUACUUGUACACUCUUCAGUUGAGGGCAAUGAUCAUUGUGCAAAGAGGUCAAAACAUAACAUCAAAAUCAUGGUGAGGGAGGUUAGAAGUGAAAAAUGAUGUGUUCCAUUAUAUGCUGUAACAGUGUAUAUAAUACUAGUCUCAGCUCCUUGUAAAGAGGGUUAAAAAAAAAAAGAACUUUCAAUGCGUUGAUUCCUGAAUAAUCUUAGCAACCGUAUAAGCUGAGGAAAAGCAAGUGCAUUUUUUUCUUUUGCUAAUUUUUUGUAUGAUGCUCUAAGAUGGUUGCAUCAUCUUACACUACAGCAAAGUCUGGAAAAAUUGUAUUUUCUACUGUGUUUUGUUCCAACACAAAAUAUAGUUAGAUGAUCCAAGGACCAAUGUAAAUAUUUUGGUAAAAAAAUCUAUUUAAUUUGUGAAAAUCAAAACGGUUAUUGAACGAUCAGUUC